GAACCGGUUUCAACCGGUUGCGAGUUAGUUGCUUGAGAGGAGAGAAGAGAGGAGGCGCAGGCACACAACCUCCAUACCGCCCUGCUGGAAAAUUAUUAGAGUAACGAACAAAUUAGUGAAUCAAGGUUUACUUAGUUUCGUAAAAUGUGUCGGAGUGACAGAUUGUUAGGUCUGCCGUGAUAGUAGUUUUGGAAUCCACAUCAGUGGUUCUUACCAGCCAGACAUCAUUCACUGCUGGAGCUGGAGAUACUAGUCAACGCUGCAGAGAUAGGAAAUCUUUUCUAAUCAUCAGAUAUACUGAACUACACAAAGUAUCUAGUAGCUUAUUUGGCAAACGCCACUCUUUUCAGUCAGAGCCUUGGACUUUAGAGCUCUAUGCCAGCAGUUAUGACAAUGUUAGCAGACCAUGCAGCACAGCAGCUGCUGGACUUCAACCAGAAACUGGAUAUCAACCUGCUGGAUAAUGUGGUGAACUGUCUGUAUCAUGGGGUGGGACCACAGCAAAGAAUGGCACAGGAAGUGUUGACACACUUAAAAGAGCACCCAGAUGCCUGGACGAGAGUGGACACCAUCCUUGAGUUCUCCCAGAACAUGAACACCAAAUACUAUGCUCUUCAAAUUCUGGAAACGGUUAUCAAAACAAGAUGGAAGAUUCUUCCCAGGAAUCAAUGUGAAGGUAUAAAAAAGUAUGUUGUUGGACUCAUUAUCAAGACUUCAUCUGAUGCAUCAAGUGUAGAGAAAGAGAAGGUGUACAUUGGGAAGCUCAACAUGAUCCUUGUUCAGAUCCUGAAGCAGGAGUGGCCCAAGCACUGGCCCACCUUCAUCAGUGACAUUGUGGGGGCAAGUCGUACCAGCGAGAGCCUCUGCCAGAACAACAUGGUCAUCCUGAAGUUGCUCAGCGAGGAGGUGUUUGACUUCUCUAGUGGCCAGAUGACCCAGGUCAAGGCCAAGCACCUAAAGGACAGCAUGUGCAAUGAAUUCUCCCAGAUCUUCCAGCUGUGUCAGUUUGUUAUGGAAAAUUCCCAGAAUGCCCCCCUGGUCCAUGCUACCCUGGAGACACUCCUGCGUUUUCUCAACUGGAUUCCUCUGGGGUACAUCUUUGAAACCAAACUGAUCAGCACAUUGGUGUAUAAGUUCUUGAACGUGCCCAUGUUCCGCAACGUGACGCUGAAGUGCCUGACAGAAAUUGCGGGCGUGAGUGUCAGCCAGUACGAGGAGCAGUUUGUUACCCUCUUCACACUGACCAUGUGUCAGCUCAAACAGAUGCUGCCUCUGAACACCAACAUUCGGCUGGCCUACGCCAACGGGAAGGACGACGAGCAAAACUUCAUCCAGAACCUCAGUCUGUUCCUGUGCACUUUCCUCAAAGAGCACGGGCAGCUCAUUGAGAAGCGGCUCAACCUCAGAGAGACAUUAAUGGAGGCCCUCCACUACAUGCUGCUGGUGUCAGAGGUGGAAGAGACUGAGAUCUUCAAAAUCUGCCUGGAGUAUUGGAACCACUUGGCCGCUGAGCUCUACAGAGAGAGUCCCUUUUCCACAUCCACAUCCCCUCUGCUUUCUGGCAACCAGCACUUUGACGUGCCCCCACGCAGACAGCUCUAUCUGCCUGUUCUCUCCAAGGUGCGUCUGCUGAUGGUAAGUCGGAUGGCCAAGCCAGAGGAGGUCCUGGUGGUGGAGAAUGAUCAGGGGGAGGUGGUCAGAGAGUUCAUGAAGGACACCGAUUCCAUCAAUCUCUACAAGAAUAUGAGGGAGACCCUUGUGUACCUGACUCACUUGGAUUAUGCGGACACAGAGCGCAUAAUGACAGAGAAGCUUCACAACCAGGUGAAUGGCACUGAAUGGUCCUGGAAGAACCUCAACACACUGUGCUGGGCCAUUGGAUCCAUCAGUGGGGCUAUGCACGAGGAGGACGAGAAGAGGUUCCUGGUCACAGUCAUUAAGGACCUGCUGGGGCUGUGUGAGCAGAAGAGAGGAAAGGACAACAAGGCCAUCAUCGCCUCUAACAUCAUGUACAUUGUUGGCCAGUACCCUCGUUUUCUUAGGGCCCACUGGAAGUUCCUCAAAACUGUGGUCAACAAGCUCUUUGAGUUCAUGCACGAGACCCAUGAUGGAGUUCAGGACAUGGCAUGUGACACCUUCAUUAAGAUUGCCCAAAAGUGUCGGCGCCACUUUAUCCAGGUGCAGGUGGGAGAGGUGAUGCCCUUCAUUGACGAGAUUCUCAACAACAUUAACACCAUCAUCUGUGACCUUCAGCCUCAGCAGGUGCACACGUUUUAUGAAGCAGUAGGGUAUAUGAUUGGGGCCCAGACAGACCAGGCCGUUCAGGAGCACCUGAUAGAGAAAUAUAUGCUGCUGCCCAAUCAAGUGUGGGACAGCAUCAUCCAGCAAGCCACCAAGAACGUGGACAUCUUGAAGGACCCAGAGACCGUGAAGCAGCUGGGCAGCAUUCUGAAGACCAACGUCAGGGCCUGCAAAGCAGUGGGACAUCCCUUUGUCAUCCAGCUGGGACGGAUUUACCUUGACAUGCUCAACGUCUACAAGUGCCUCAGCGAGAACAUCUCUGCUGCCAUUCAGACCAAUGGUGAGAUGGUGACAAAGCAGCCGCUGAUCCGGAGUAUGAGAACAGUGAAACGGGAGACUCUGAAGCUGAUCUCAGGCUGGGUCAGCCGAUCCAACGACCCACAGAUGGUUGGUGAGAACUUUGUUCCCCCCCUGCUGGACGCCGUCCUCAUUGACUAUCAACGCAAUGUCCCCGCCGCCCGCGAGCCCGAAGUCCUCAGUACCAUGGCAACUAUUGUCAACAAGCUGGGUGGACACAUCACCAGCGAGAUACCCCAGAUCUUCGAUGCCGUCUUUGAGUGCACGCUAAACAUGAUCAACAAGAACUUUGAGGAGUAUCCAGAGCACCGGACCCACUUCUUCUACCUUCUCCAAGCUGUAAACUCUCACUGCUUCCCCGCGUUCCUCGCCAUCCCUCCAGCCCAGUUCAAACUGGUGCUGGACUCCAUCAUCUGGGCCUUUAAACACACCAUGAGGAAUGUGGCCGACACUGGCCUGCAGAUACUGUACACCAUGCUCCAGAACGUGGCCCAGGAGGAAGCAGCCGCUCAGAGUUUCUACCAGACGUAUUUCUGCGAUAUACUGCAGCACAUUUUCUCUGUGGUCACUGACACAUCGCACACCGCUGGCCUGACGAUGCAUGCAUCCAUCCUGGCCUACAUGUUCAACCUGGUGGAGGAGGGGAAGAUCACUGCAGCGCUGAACCCCGCCAGCCCCACCAACAACCAGGUGUUCAUCCAGGAAUAUGUGGCCAAUCUGCUUAAGACUGCCUUCCCUCACCUACAAGAUGCUCAGGUGAAGGUGUUUGUGACGGGGCUGUUCAGCUUGAACCAGGACAUUCCUGCCUUCAAGGAGCAUCUGAGGGACUUCCUAGUCCAGAUAAAGGAGUUUGCAGGUGAGGACACCUCAGAUCUGUUCCUGGAGGAGAGGGAGGCGUCACUCCGACAGGCCCAGGAGGAGAAACACAAGAUCCAGAUGUCGGUCCCAGGCAUCCUCAACCCUCACGAGAUCCCAGAGGAGAUGUGCGACUAAGCCCCUGCUCAGUCUAACUGUACAGUACUCCAAACUUAACCCUAACCACAGCAAACACAACAAAACCCAAGAGAGGCACUUGAGUGUGGUGGGAGGCUGCAGGCCAUCCCAUUGGAUGUUUGUUGACCAAAAUAAUGCCAAUACUCUGUAAAUGAUUACCGCAUCACCCUGUGGUCCUUUUUACAUGAUCAGCGUUUUCUAUGGAGACUUUUUGUGUAAUAACUUUCCAAAAAUCUAACUUAUGUUCUGUCGGUCUCGGGCCCAUCUCAGACCUGCAUGAUGAAGUUGUAACGAUUAGGACAAGUUAACCAUGUUUUGGAUCCGUUUCCGUCACUUUCCUCAUUCUGUUUCCCAGUUCUUCCCUCUUUCCCAUCUCUUUGGUUAUAUCUAGAUCUAUUCUACACCCAGUCUGGGCAGGGCGGGGGUGGGGGAUUGUGAAAAAAAACGGCCCGUGUGUUGCGUUGGCAUAGAAGCUUCUAGACCCCGUGGUGUGACAGAAAGUGAUCUUUUAGAGGAGCACGCACCUCGUGUUUGGUGCCCCACAGCAUUGUGGGAGAAUGUGAAUCUAAUGGAAAAUGAAUGAAGGCUGAGAGAUGCUGUUCGUGCAGCAGCAUCUGUUGCUCAUGACUUUCUGCUUCACCCAAAAACCCGAGCUGCUGCUGCGGCCGCCGCCGCCAGCAUGAGGUUUUUUCAGGGAAAGCAAAGCAAAUAUGUGCAUAUCAUCCCAAUUGUAUAGCAUCUUUAAUACCAUGGGAACAUUUUUUUUUUUUCUCCUCUUAUUCUGUUAUUUCUUUUUUGUUGUGGGUGUGUGCGCGUGUGUGCUGUCGCCUAGUCGACAUCAGCGUUUUGUUUUCCUCUAAGAGGAUUGUUGCUCAUUUGUGAGCCUUCAUUAAUGGGAUGUUUUAAGGAAGUGGCGGAGGUAUUUAUGGGUUCUUUGGUUGGUUGCAUCUUUAUAACAACUCCUGUUUAACUCAGAUGGCUUUCGAGAUUUUGAACUGUACUAAUUUAGAUUGUUUACCAUGCAGUAGUGCUUCAAGACACUACCUUUAGAGCAAAAUGAGAAAUAAACCUGGGUUUACAUUUAAUUUUGUAUUUUUGCAUUUUUCAUUUGUAACUCUUUGAGUUUUGUCCAAAUAAAGGCUUUUUUUUUUUUUUUUUUUUGGUCCAGAUAGCAAAUGAAUUGCCAAUGAGUUUAAUUAGGAAAGAAUGUAUAGAUCCAAAUACGCAUCCAAUCUCUAAUGGCAAAUUUCCCUUCUCAAGGUGUUACAUUUGUUGUGAACUUUUUGAACUGAUUAAAGUUGAGAA
Molecule: messenger RNA, 4896 nt
Organism: Archocentrus centrarchus (flier cichlid)
Lineage: Eukaryota; Metazoa; Chordata; Actinopteri; Cichliformes; Cichlidae
Gene: xpo1b
Product: exportin 1 (CRM1 homolog, yeast) b
Exons: 25
Coding region: 376-3591 (1071 amino acids)
Biological process (GO): protein export from nucleus; ribosomal small subunit export from nucleus; ribosomal large subunit export from nucleus
Cellular component (GO): cytoplasm; nucleus
Molecular function (GO): nuclear export signal receptor activity; small GTPase binding
Source: RefSeq, a predicted model, not a curated record